GUUCCGAUUCAAUGAAAUCUCGUGCUUUCUCGCGGUGCGUCAUUGCUUGAAACUUGCCCAUGAGCCCUUGCGAUUCCUCUUUCUAGCCGGCGCCUGAGAAUGGGUAUCUCAAGGGACAACUGGCAUAAACGCCGCAAGACAGGUGGUAAACGGAAUCCCGUCCACAAGAAGCGGAAGUAUGAGCUCGGACGCCCUCCAGCAAAUACAAAGAUUGGAGCACGUCGCAUCCACACAGUGAGGGUUCGUGGAGGAAACAAGAAAUACCGUGCUCUGAGGUUGGAUGUCGGCAACUUUUCAUGGGGCUCAGAAUGCUGCACCCGCAAGACCAGGAUCAUUGAUGUGGUGUACAAUGCCUCCAACAACGAGCUGGUGCGAACCAAGACUCUUGUGAAGAACUGCAUCAUCCUUGUGGACAGCACUCCUUUCAGGCAGUGGUAUGAGGCCCACUAUACAACUCCCCUUGGACGCAAGAAGGGUGCCAAACUGAGCCCUGAAGAGGAGGAGAUUCUUAACAAGAAGCGAUCCAAAAAGACCCAAAAGAAGUAUGAUGAGCGCAAGAAAAAGAGCAAGAUCAGUCCCCUCUUGGAUGAGCAGUUCCAGCAGGGAAAACUGCUUGCGUGCAUUGCCUCACGACCUGGCCAGUGCGGCAGAGCUGACGGCUACGUCUUGGAAGGUAAAGAACUGGAGUUCUACCUGAGGAAGAUCAAGGCCAAGAAAGGCAAAUAAAUGCACAGCUCUUUGAUACUGCUCCAAUUAAAAGACAAGAAAAUUA
This is a messenger RNA of Clupea harengus (Atlantic herring), 772 nucleotides long. Its product is annotated as small ribosomal subunit protein eS8. Gene Ontology annotation, biological process: translation. Gene Ontology annotation, cellular component: ribosome. NCBI's taxonomy places the organism in Eukaryota, Metazoa, Chordata, Actinopteri, Clupeiformes, Clupeidae. The record is from RefSeq and is a predicted model, not a curated record. Gene Ontology annotation, molecular function: structural constituent of ribosome.